Molecule: messenger RNA, 1898 nt
Organism: Owenia fusiformis
Lineage: Eukaryota; Metazoa; Annelida; Polychaeta; Sabellida; Oweniidae
Source: the annotation of a GenBank genome assembly
CUCACUCACACGUAUUCUAGUGCAGAUGGACGUAUAAGAAAAUAUGAAUACGGAAUCAGAUCUAAUGUACAAGAGAAAACGAUUUUAUUGGUAGGCGCAACCAGGUUCAGGGAAAACUACGUUUAUCAAUUCAAUGGUAAACUACUUGUUUGGAGUUCAGUUUGAAAGUGAUUCGCGUUUGAAACUUAUACAGGAAGCUAUGAAUGCAAAUCAAGCAGAAAGCCAAACCAAGACCAUCACCUCUUACACAAUUCACAAGGGUCUUGGUUCAAAAAUACCAUUCACGUUAACCAUUAUCGACACUCCGGGGUUUGGCGAUACGGGUGGUUUUAAGAGGGACGAAGAAAUAAUGGGAUUGAUACGUACGUUCUUUACUUCCCAUAUUGGUAUUGAUCACAUCGAUGCCAUCGGAUUCGUAUCACAGUCGUCUCUACCCAGACUCACACCGACCCAGAGAUAUAUAUUCGAUAAGAUUUUGUCACUUUUCGGGAAAGAUAUUGAACAAAAUAUUAUGAUGUUGCUAACGUUCGCAGAUGAAAAUGAACCUCAAGUACUAAGUGGAAUAAAAGAAGCCAAAUUCCACUACAGCCAUGCGUUCAAAUUCAAUAACUCGGUUAUUUACGAGAAGAAACAGACGGCAGACGACAAACUGAGUCGAAGAAAAGCAGCAGCCAAUCUACUCGCUUAUGAAAUGGGAGAGGAGAAUUUUCAGGAGUUCAUCGAGGCUGUGAUGACCUACCAAACUAGAAGUCUCACUCUUACUAAAGAGGUACUAAUCGAAAGGAAGCACUUGGAAGAUCGAAUCAUAUUCAUUCAAAAGGGAAUACGAAUCGGUGUUGGGAAAAUAGAUCAACUUAACAGAGAGAUGUAUGCGAUUUUAAAAAUACAAGGGGAAAUAGAGCAGUACAAAGGAUUCGAAAUAAGGUCAACGAUAGACGUGAAUGAAAAGCACAGCAGAAAUUACAAUUCAUACAGCUGCAAUGAAUGCGAGAAAACCUGUCAAUCAGAUACAUAUGCCUUCAUCGAGGGCAUUAAAACUCUUCUAUCCAAACUUAAUAUUGUAUCCGAUGAGUGUAACAUAUGUGGUUGCAAAAGGUCGAAACACGAAGUUGAUAAAUAUGAAUGGGUUGUAGUAACAAAAGAAGUAGUCAAAACGCUCGAAGAAAUAAAGAAAAAAUACGACGAGGGUGUCGAGGGAAAAAUUACGAAAGAAAGACUUAUUGCUAAGAUGGAAGCUGACGUUGAAGAGCUCAAGCGCAAAAUAGUUCAAUCGAUAAAUGAUGUUCGAAGAAUAAAAGCACGUCUUGAGCAAAUCGCACUCAAGCCGAAUCCAUUGUCGUCGUCUGACUAUAUUGACUUGCUUAUAGCAACCGAAAAGAGUACUGCAAGUCACGGUUAUAUUCAAAGGGUUGCCGAACUCGAGAAAAUCAAAGUCCGUGCCGACUUAUUACACAAAGUGACAUCUACUAAAGAUGUUCCCGAUUUGAUGACGAAAGACUAGAAUUCAAACUAAAAGCAAAAGUAAUAGCAAGUUGCUAAUAUAGCAGUUAUUCAGAGCUCUAGAAUAUCACAAUAGAAAUGAAUUUUUCGUAUAGCUGCAAAAGACUAUAAUUUUACUUUAGAAUAAAAUCGCUGUGUUCUUUAAUGCAAAAUAUGCAUUUCAAGAGCGUAAAAUGCAUUUCAUUAAGUGCACAUAAGUCAAAUGUAAAAAAAUGCACAAAAAUAUUAUGAUGAAAUAAACAUAUCCAAUUACCGAGUUAUUUUAUAUCGAAACAUACAAUACAGUACAACACAAUACAAUCCGUUACAAUAUAAUACAAUACAAUACAUUUGAUAGCUUUACAUACAUAUAUUUUGAAUAGAAUAUUUGAAUAACAUAGUCACCGACAUAAUCAUGC